AUGGCCAGCCCACUCUCAGGCAACGGCGAAGACCUGCUCCAGGCCGCGCUCUCGGACGCGUUCUCAGUCGGCACCCUCCCGCACGAGCCGGUCCUCCCCGCCUCCUCCCCUUCUCCCCCCUCAGACUCCUCCUCACCUUCCGACACACCCUCCCUCAACACAGACACCUCAUCAACCUCAACGCGCCCCGACGUCGACGCAGAGCCCUUAACGCCCGAAGCCCUCGAAGCAUCCAAACUCGAGCUCGAAUCGCACCUCGCGAAAUGGAAAGCCGAGAACGCGGAGCAGCGCGAGGCGGCGGAGAAUAAGCGCGCGAGCUGGGCGAGGAUUCGCGAGGAGGAGUCCCGUAAAGGCGUGAAGAGUGUCAAUGAGGUUAAGGAGGCUAUUGCGGGGCCGCCUACGACGGGCGCUAGUACGAGCAGCGAGGGGUGGGAGCGGUUGUUGGCGAGUGGGAGGACUGGGAGGGAUAGUCCGAGUCCGGUUGAUGGGCGGGACUUGGUGGGCGGGGAGAAGGGCGGGAAGAGGACCGAGGAGGAGCUUGCACAGCGCAUCCUCCCCGGCUCGACCUCCAACGAGCACAAAAAGUCGCCGAGCUCAGCGCCCUGGGAAGACGUCCCGUCCGAGUUAACCUCGUCCUUCCCGUCGCUCUCGUUCCCCGAAGACUCGAACCCGCACUCGCACCAAGCCUCCGGCUCCGACACCCACCACCAGCACCAUCACGCGCACCACGACCACGCGCAUCACCAUCACGGCGACAAGACCUCCUCCGCUACGCUCACCAUCUUCGACAGCACGCUCUCAACGCGCACGCGCGUAUGGGCGCUCGUGGGCGCUGUCGGGAUUAACUUGCUACUACCAUUCGUCAACGGUGUGAUGUUGGGCUUUGGAGAGAUUUUCGCGAAGGAUGUUGUUAUGGGGUGGCUUGGGUGGGGGAAGGGCACGUCGGGCGUUGGGUUGAGGACCGGCUCGAGGCGCCGUUCAUGA
This is a messenger RNA of Peniophora sp. CBMAI 1063, 984 nucleotides long. The record is from the annotation of a GenBank genome assembly. NCBI's taxonomy places the organism in Eukaryota, Fungi, Basidiomycota, Agaricomycetes, Russulales, Peniophoraceae.